AUGUCUGGACGUGGCAAAGGUGGCAAAGCCAAGGGAAAGGCAAAGACCCGAUCAUCUAGGGCAGGACUCCAGUUCCCCGUCGGUCGUAUCCACCGUCUCCUCAGGAAAGGUAACUACGCCGAGAGGGUGGGAGCAGGAGCUCCGGUGUACCUCGCAGCAGUCAUGGAAUACCUGGCUGCCGAAGUUCUCGAGUUGGCCGGCAACGCAGCUCGUGAUAACAAGAAGACUAGGAUCAUCCCGCGUCAUCUCCAGCUCGCCAUAAGGAACGACGAGGAGUUGAACAAGCUGUUGUCGGGAGUCACCAUCGCUCAAGGCGGAGUACUUCCCAACAUCCAGGCCGUUCUGCUGCCGAAGAAGACAGAGAAGAGCUCAUAA
Molecule: messenger RNA, 375 nt
Organism: Nezara viridula (southern green stink bug)
Lineage: Eukaryota; Metazoa; Arthropoda; Insecta; Hemiptera; Pentatomidae
Source: the annotation of a GenBank genome assembly